Molecule: messenger RNA, 111 nt
Organism: Phytophthora nicotianae INRA-310
Lineage: Eukaryota; Oomycota; Peronosporomycetes; Peronosporales; Peronosporaceae
Exons: 2
Coding region: 1-111 (36 amino acids)
Source: RefSeq, a predicted model, not a curated record
AUGAACGAGUUCGUGGACAGCGAGAAGAUCACACAAGCUGAGGACCAGGACCACGACAAGGGCCUCUACGAUGAGCUACACGUACCUCUCAGCCCUUCAAGUCGCAGCUGA